UUAUCUUUUAUUUUAAGCUAUGAUUCGAUUACAUUAGCCAAACAGUUUACACUUAUCGAAAAAGAUGCAUUAUCCGAAGUUGAUUGGAGAGAACUAAUUGAUUUACAGUGGUCUCAAGAACUAAAGCCAAUCACAAGUUGGUUACAAUUAUUAUUAAAGAAAAACGUUAGAGGAAUUGAUCUUGUUAUUUCUAGGUUUAAUUUAACUGUUAACUGGAUUGUGUCAGAAAUCCUUUUGACUAAUGAUGAAAAAUACAGGCGAGACACGAUUUCGAGAUUUAUUCAUAUUGCUAACAACUGUUUUAAACUACAAAAUUACUCUACUUUAAUGCAAAUUGUUCUUGCGCUUACAACACCAAGAAUUAAAGAGCUUUAUUAUACUUGGAACAAGAUGGACGCUUCGGACAUUUUUACAUUGAGAACUUUGGAAACAUUUGCUCAUUCCGAAGGGAAUUUUCUCAAACUAAGAAAGGAAAUUGAAAGCAUAAUACCUUCAAAAGGUUGUAUUCCCUUUUUUGGGCUAUACCUUUCUGAUUUAACAUUUAAUGCCAGUAAACCUGAACCUCUUGAUAUAAGUGAUGAUGAUACUCUAGUUAAUUUGGAAAGGUUUACUUCUUCGUCUAAAAUUGUUCGUAAUUUUAUUCAAUGCAUUCAGUGGUCUAAAUUAUAUGACUUUGAACCUAUUCCUGAAAUUAUAUCAAAAUGUGUUUAUAUAAAGUCAUUAACCAAAGAAGAAAUG
Messenger RNA from Ascoidea rubescens DSM 1968, 738 nucleotides. It is a transcript of the gene LTE1, whose product is annotated as mitotic regulator LTE1. The record is from RefSeq and is a predicted model, not a curated record. NCBI's taxonomy places the organism in Eukaryota, Fungi, Ascomycota, Saccharomycetes, Ascoideales, Ascoideaceae. Gene Ontology annotation, cellular component: plasma membrane. Gene Ontology annotation, molecular function: guanyl-nucleotide exchange factor activity. Gene Ontology annotation, biological process: Ras protein signal transduction; positive regulation of GTPase activity. The annotation marks the transcript as partial. The transcript is spliced from 2 exons.